Molecule: messenger RNA, 6271 nt
Organism: Macrosteles quadrilineatus (aster leafhopper)
Lineage: Eukaryota; Metazoa; Arthropoda; Insecta; Hemiptera; Cicadellidae
Gene: Chd1
Product: chromodomain-helicase-DNA-binding protein 1
Exons: 29
Coding region: 391-5751 (1786 amino acids)
Biological process (GO): nucleosome organization; regulation of transcription by RNA polymerase II
Cellular component (GO): nucleus; chromatin
Molecular function (GO): ATP-dependent chromatin remodeler activity; ATP binding; ATP hydrolysis activity
Source: RefSeq, a predicted model, not a curated record
UCGUCAUUGCGGUCUAUAUUUCAGCAUCGGUGAUCAUUUUACAAGAUUUUUAAGUCUUCCGUGCUUUUUUGUUAUACUUUUGUUUUUAUUUAGUUUAAUUUUUCUAGUGAAUCAAAUUUAACAUAAUCUCUUGUGAUAUUCGUUAUUUCGCGAGUAAGUUUAAAUAAAGUAAAACACGAAGGAAAGUUGGCAAUUGGCAGCCAUUUCGACUUGAAUAGAUAAAAUAAGACACCCUAAAAUCAGGUCAUACAGUAUAUUUUUGUGACCAAAUCAUCAAUAUAUUAAUAAUUAGUCGUAUAUUUUCUCGGAUUUAAGCAGUUUUACAAUAGUUGUGUUGCAUAGUGUCGAGUUAUUGCGGAUUAUAACGAGCAGUGCACGCGUCCUUCUUGAAUGAUGAACCAGGAGGGGUCAGAGGACGAGUCUGGAUCGGACAGGAACGCAGCGUCGGACAAGGAAGAAGACGAGUCUAAAAGUGGAGACUCAGGAAAGAGUGAUGCGGAAUCAGACAAAAGUGAUGCGGAAUCAGUCAAGAGUGAAGCGGGAAGUGUCAAAAGUGAACCUGAAAGUGUAAAGAGUGAACCUGAGAGUGUCAAAAGCGAACCUGAAAGUGUCAAAAGUGAAGCUGGGUCGAAAAAGAGCAAAGGGUCUUCAUCAGGAUCUGGAUCUGGAAGUGAGUCUGGCUCUGGUUCGGACUCGGAAGGUUCGUCUAAGAGUGGAAGCGGAAGUGAAUCGGACAGCAAAUCAACAACUACUAACUCUAGUCCUUCUAAGUCACACAAGAGACAUGAAAAGCAGGCCUGGGAUGAGAACCCAGAUGUGUAUGGGAUCAGGAGGUCGGGUCGCAGUCGCAAGGAACCUGAACGUCUCAAGGUCGCUGAGAGUGACUCCAACACUAGCGACAGAGGACGUGGCGGUCGCAGGUCUUCUACCAACAAGAAGUCUCCUAACAAGACAUGGAACUCAGAUUCAGAGACAGACUAUGACAGUUCUACGGACAAGGAUGUACCUCGCAGCAAGCCUCCAAGUAGGAGAGUGGCGCGGCCUCCUCCCAAAAGGUCACCGCCAAAGCGUAGUCAACCCAAGAGGAGAUACUCAUCCUCGGAAGAAUCCAACUACUCAUCUGACGAUGACAAGUCUAAAAGGUCCAAGGGCAGGAGAGGUGCAGCCACGACAGCUGUUAGCUAUAAGGAGGACAGUGAAGAGAAGACUGACUCCGAUGACCUUGUAGACGUGGAGUAUACGGAACCUGAUCCUGCAGUAGUGGACAACGCUGAGACCAUCGAGAGGGUCCUGGCCAGGAGACGGGGCAAGAAAGGAGUGGUGGGGAACAUCACAACAGUGUACGCUGUGGAAGAGAAUGGUGAUCCAAACAUAGGCUGCGACCCUGAAGAUUUAGAGACUACAGAGCUGCAAUACCUCAUCAAGUGGAAGGGGUGGUCUCACAUACACAACACAUGGGAAUCUGAACAAUCUCUCAAGGAUCAGAAGGCCAAAGGCAUAAAGAAACUGGAAAAUUUCAUAAGGAAGGAAGAAGAGAUAGAGUAUUGGAAGAGUCGGACUACUCCAGAAGAUAUAGAAUACUACGAGUGUCAGUUGGAGUUGCAGCAGAACUUGCUGACUAGCUAUAACAGGGUGGAGAGGAUCAUAGGCAUAUCAAAAGACAAAGCAGAAUAUUUUAUCAAAUGGGAGUCGUUACCUUACUCAGAAGCUACUUGGGAAGAUGCAGCUCUCAUAGAGAAAAAAUGGCCGAAGAAAAUCAAAGAAUUUCGGGACAGAGAAGACUCAAAACGCACACCAUCAAAAAUGACAAAAGCUCUGAAAAUCAGACCUAAGUUUGUGAAAAUCAACGAUCAGCCUGAAUACAUGGGAGGAAAUGAGGUGUUGACCUUGAGAGACUACCAGAUCAGUGGACUCAACUGGUUGGUACACUCGUGGUGUAAGGAAAAUUCUGUUAUAUUGGCAGACGAGAUGGGGCUUGGAAAAACCAUCCAGACAAUCUGUUCGUUGUAUUACCUGUUCCACACACACCAGGUUUACGGACCGUUCCUUGUUGUUGUUCCUCUCUCCACAAUGACGUCGUGGCAACGGGAGUUUUGUCUCUGGGCUCCUGAGUUGAACGUAGUCACAUACCUGGGCGAUGUUUCAUCUCGUAAUAUUAUCAGAGAUCACGAGUGGAUGUUUGCCACAUCGAAGCGGCUCAAGUUCAACGUGGUGCUGACUACGUACGAGAUUGUGCUGAAGGACAAAGCCUUCCUCGGCAGUCUAGGCUGGGCCGUGCUGAUGGUAGACGAGGCUCACCGGCUCAAGAACGAUGACUCUCUGCUGUACAAGACUCUCAAGGAGUUUGACACCAACCAUCGUCUGCUCAUCACAGGCACUCCCCUGCAAAACUCUCUCAAGGAGCUGUGGGCACUGCUGCACUUCAUCAUGCCCCAGAAAUUCAACAACUGGGAGGAGUUUGAAAGAGAGCACGAUCAUGCUGCCACAAAGGGUUAUGCCAAACUGCACAAACAACUGGAACCUUUCAUCUUGAGGAGGGUGAAGAAAGAUGUGGAGAAAUCACUUCCCGCUAAGGUGGAACAAAUUCUUCGUGUCGAGAUGACCUCGAUACAGAAACAAUAUUACAAGUGGAUAUUAACGAAAAACUACAACGCUCUGCGCAAAGGAACCAGAGGGUCUCCGGCUACUUUCAUCAACAUUGUGAUGGAGCUGAAGAAAUGCUGCAAUCACUCUUCUCUCACCAAACCUGUAGAACUUGAGGGACGACUGCCUCCAGACGAUCAACUCCAGAUGCUGCUGAAGGGGUCAGGCAAACUAGUGCUGUUAGACAAGCUACUGGUGAGGCUCAAGGAGACAGGACACAGAGUGUUGAUAUUCUCUCAGAUGGUGCGCAUGCUGGACAUCCUGGCAGAAUAUUUACAACUGCGGCACUUCCCCUUCCAGCGACUAGACGGCGGUAUUAAGGGAGAGUUGCGGAAGCAAGCGCUAGACCACUUCAACGCUGAGAACUCUGCAGACUUCUGCUUCCUCUUGUCUACCCGAGCGGGAGGUUUGGGUAUCAAUCUGGCAACAGCGGACACGGUGGUCAUCUUCGACUCGGACUGGAACCCUCAGAAUGAUCUGCAAGCGCAGGCUCGGGCUCAUAGGAUAGGACAGAAGAAUCAGGUGAACAUCUACCGGUUGGUAACCAAGUCCAGCGUAGAAGAGGACAUUGUAGAAAGAGCAAAGAAGAAGAUGGUCUUGGACCACUUGGUGAUCCAGCGAAUGGACACCACAGGACGGACUGUACUAGACAAGAAGUCUGGCUCGAACUCUACACCUUUCAACAAGGAAGAGUUGACUGCUAUACUCAAGUUUGGAGCUGAGGAACUGUUUAAAGACGAAGAGAAUGCUGACGAAGAGCCAACAUGUGACAUUGACGAGAUUCUGCGUCGGGCAGAAACCGCCGAGGACGCACCAGCUACUGCAGGGGAUGAGCUGCUGUCUGCCUUCAAGGUCGCGUCCUUCGCUGCCUUCGAGGAGGACAAAGACACCCAGAGUGAGCAGGAGCAGGAGGAAGAGACAAGGGACUGGGACGAGAUCAUUCCAGAAAACUACCGGGCAAAGGUGGAAGAAGAAGAGAAGGCCAAAGAAAUGGAAGACUUGUACUUACCUCCCAGAAGUCGCAAGACACUGCAGCAAAUUAAUCAGUCCGAGAGUGAUGGUGAAGGCAGCGGUAGAGGGAAGAAAAGAAAGAAGAGAACUGACUCAGAAUCUGGAAGUGAAGAAGGAAGUGAUGAAGAGCGGCCGAGAAAGAGAGGAAGACCUCCACAGAGAAAUAAAGAGAUGAUCAAAGGAUUUUCUGAGCCUGAGGUUCGGAGGUUUGUGAAGAGUUACAAGAAGUUCCCGGCGCCCAUGAAGCGGCUAGAGGCGAUUGCUUGUGACGCGGAGCUGCAGGAGAAGCCACUAGCUGAGCUGCGUCGGCUCGGCGACCUGCUGAAGGAACGAUGUCUGGCGGCUGUUGGGGAACAACAGGCGCAGAAGGAGAACGAGAACGAAGACAGCAACUUGUCUGCUGUCAACACAGGCAGGAGGCGAGGUAGAGGACCCAGCAUCAAGUUUGGUGGAGUCUCAGUCAAUCCCAAGACUCUGCUGAGUAUAGAGAAGGAACUGGAACCCCUAGACCUGGCUUUACCUGCCGAUGCAGAGGAGAGGGCCAAGUGGACGCUGGGACACUCGACCAAGUCAGCUAACUACGACGUAGAGUGGGGCGAAGCAGAAGACAGUGCAUUACUGAGGGGAGUUUAUCAGUAUGGGCUAGGUAGCUGGGAGGCUAUCAAGAUGGACCCUUCACUCGGCAUCAGCGACAAGAUACUGGCCAAUGACGACAAGAAACCUCAGGCCAAACACCUGGACAUGCGCGCGCAAUACCUGCUCAAGAUACUGCGCAAACGCAGCGGCCUCGGCUCCGACACCAAGAAACCUCCAGUGAAGAGAAGACCCAGAGGAAGUGUUAAGGUGGACACAGUCAACAAGAAGCCUGUCUCCAAGGAAAUCAUUGAUGAUGACAGUUCAGGAGCUGAAGACAAACCGUCUGCGCCAACCCCAAGCAGCACAGUCACUCCGGACCAGCCCAAGGAGAAUAGAGUCACUCCUCCUAAAGCGAAAACCGAAGAACCGGAGGUGGAGAAACAUAAAGAGAAGAAGAAAAAAGACACAGGUCCCAAGAAGAAAAAGAAGAAAGACAACACUGGACCGAUGCAUUUCACUGCAAACAGCGAGCCAAGAGCAUUAGACGUCUUGGGCGACUUGGAGCCACAAAUAUUUAAUAAGUGUAAGGAGAUGAUGAGGCCAGUCAAAAAGGCACUGAAGGCUCUGGACAACCCUGACCAGACACUGAGUGAGCAAGAGCAGCUGCAGACGACGAGAAAACAUCUGGUCAUGAUAGGUGAUCAGAUCAACAAGUGUCUAACACAGUACAAGGACCCCGACCAGAUCAAGGAGUGGAGAAGCCACUUGUGGGACUUUGUAUCGAAGUUCACAGAGUACGAUGCCAAAAAGCUGUACAAGUUAUACAAGCAUGCAAUCAAGAAGGUGAAACCGGAGAAAGAUUCAGAUGAAAAGAAGUCGUCAGAAAAAGACACGGAGAAACAUCAUAAAAAGAAAUCAGAAGAUGGAAAGUCGAACAAUGAAAAUUCAUCCAGUAAAAAGUCUUCUCUUCCAUCCAUUCCAAGGAAUUCAGAAAAAGAAGAUCGUAAGUCAGGGGAGAAAGAGAAGGAGGGUAAGCGGGCAAAGGUGGAUAGCGGAGGAACACCUCCCAGCAUGCAACGGGGGACAGGGAGCUUCAGAUCUGGCGGGGACAACAGAGGUAGUGGAGCUGGAGUCAACAGUCCUCACACUCGACCCGAUGGAGCUGGAGAUAGAUGGAACAGCCGGUAUGACAAGAGAGACAGAGAGAGAUUUGAACCUUACCCACGGAUGCAGGGACCCGCAGGAGCCGGGGGUAGCUACAACAGGGACAGGGAUAGGAACAGAGGCCGACCCCAUGAUAAGGGCAGAUUCCACCCGACAAUGAAUGCCGGAUAUGGUAACCCGUAUGGGUCGAGCUAUGACAACAACGGUGGUGGUUACAACCGAGGGGAGAGAUACCCGGGUCCCUCCCCAUCCAACUUUGCGGGUGACUGGAGGAGAGAUGGUAGCAAGGAUCGUAACCAAGAUUACCGAAGCAGAGAUUACGAAAGACGACCACCAGCUCCAACGGCCAACACGUAGUUGACUACGGUUAUCCAUUUUUUAAUUUCUCUACGAAUUAAUGACAUUUUUACUGAUUUUUGUCACAUCAGGACUGUUGAAGGAUUAUGUGAUCAUUGUAUAUUUAUUUGAAUCGUUUUCUCUGUAAAAAUAUUGUAAAGGUUCAGAACCGAGUGUACAGUGUUUGGGUGUUUGUAUUUAUUAGUUUUACACAAUCAAGUGAUGCGAUUUAGCCACAGGGUAGCAAGUGGUUCUUGUCUAUUUUAGGACUUCAAAGUGAAGUGUCUUUCUCAUAUUGAACACAUGUAUAGAAAAUCACCUUAUCAAUGUGAUCAUUGUUUUAUAAUGAUUAUUAUAGUUAUAUUUUUGUUUUAACACGGAAAAGGACAAACUUUAAUUUCAUUUGUUAUAUAUAUUAUUUAUAGAACUAUUUAUAUGUCUAAAAUUAGGAAUAUGUGAAAUGCCAGGAUAUUUUUGUGCAGAGUUUUCUCUUUUACACAAAUGACGGCUGAGAUUUUAAUGAUUAAAACAUUUUAUGAAA